GUCAUCGCUGGCGUAGCAGCAGCAGCAGCGGCGCUCGAGCGAAUCGGACUCACAUGAGCGCGAGCGUGUGAUCGAGCGCUGUGCGGCAGCUGCCAGGAGCGCGCUCAGACCCGCACAAACACCGCGCACCCAGAUCAUGACGCCCGCUCCGUUUUUUUCUCAUUGCAUUCGUUUUACCGUUUGAUCUGAUGGAGGGAGCUGCUGCGGCCGGAGGAUGUUCCGCGCUGCCGGAGGACGCGGACGCGGUGGUCGGCGCGGGAUGCGGGAUGGAUGCUGCAGAUCUCGACGCUGCUCUUAAGAAGACCCAGAUAACCGAGAUGCCGUCUUCCUCGUGUCACCCCAGCUCCGGCCUCGAGAAGAAGAUCGGUCACAGGCGAGUCGAUGCAUCCGGCGAGACCACGUACAAGAAGACGACCUCGUCUGCCCUGAAAGGAGCCAUUCAGCUGGGGAUCGGCUACACCGUCGGUAACCUGAGCUCCAAACCCGAGCGGGACGUCCUCAUGCAAGACUUCUACGUGGUGGAGAGCAUUUUCUUCCCCAGUGAAGGCAGUAAUCUGACACCAGCGCAUCACUAUCCAGACUUCAGGUUUAAAACUUACGCUCCUGUGGCGUUCCGCUACUUCAGAGAGCUCUUCGGGAUCCGACCCGACGACUAUCUGUAUUCUCUUUGUAAUGAACCCUUGAUCGAGCUCUCAAACCCCGGUGCCAGCGGCUCCAUUUUCUACGUCACUCGAGACGAUGAAUUCAUCCUCAAAACCGUCAUGCACAAAGAGGCUGAAUUCCUGCAGAAGCUGCUUCCAGGAUACUAUAUGAACCUGAACCAGAAUCCUCGCACCCUGCUGCCCAAGUUCUUCGGUUUGUACUGCGUUCAGUCCGGCGGGAAGAACAUCCGGAUCGUGGUGAUGAAUAACGUCCUGCCCCGCGUCUUCCGCAUGCACCUGAAGUUCGACCUGAAGGGCUCCACCUGCAAGCGCCGAGCGUCCAAGAAAGAACGUGAGAAGUCCAGACCCACUUUCAAAGACCUGGACUUCAUGCAGGACGUUCCAGACGGACUCCUGCUGGAUGUGGACACGUACAACGCCCUGGUGAAAACGCUGCAGAGAGACUGUCUGGUGUUGGAGAGUUUUAAGAUCAUGGACUACAGCUUGUUGUUGGGCGUUCAUAAUCUGGACCAGGCGGAGCGCGAGCAGCAGAUGGAGGGGUCGCAGGGCAGCAGCGACGAGAAGAGACCGGCCGCUCAGCGAGCGCUUUACUCCACCGCCAUGGAGUCCAUUCUGGGCGGAGCUGCGUGCGGAGACUCCAUAGACACCGAAGACACAAUGGGUGGGAUCCCUGCGGUCAGUGGGAAAGGAGAGAGACUCCUGCUCUUCAUAGGCAUCAUAGACAUCCUGCAGUCCUACAGACUCAUUAAGAAGCUGGAACACACGUGGAAGGCUCUGGUCCAUGAUGGGGACACUGUCUCCGUCCACCGGCCGAACUUCUACGCUGACCGUUUUUUCAGGUUCAUGAGCAGCACUGUGUUCAAGAAAAGCACUUCACUGAAAGCUUCUCCUGCUAAGAAGGGCCGUGUGGCGCUGACCGUGCCCAAAUUCAGCGUUCCCGGAGCGGCUUGGUCGGCCAGUCAGCUGCCCUCAGAGAGAGACCAGAACAUCUAUGAUCUGAGAGGAGCGCGCAGCUUCCCCGUGCUGGAAAACGAUGGUCUGCAGUCUUGCACUCCUCCGUCAUUCGAGGAAGCAACUACAGCGUCUGUGGCCACAACUCUGUCCUCCAACACCUCCAUAUCUAUCCCAGAACGCUCUCCAUCGGACACCACAGAACACCCGCGCUACAGAAGACACACACUGUCUCUGAAAGAUGGCGAGGGAAGGACGCAUGAAGUGGUGGACGUCCACGAGGAGGAGCAGCAGACGAUCACUGUGCAGGUGGAGGUGAAGAGAGAGAGAGAAGAGGAUGAGGAGGAGCCAGACGUCACGCUGACACAUGCAGCACAGCAGAUGGAAGUUCCUCCUCCAGCACCAGAGACUGAUGACCUCGUCCAGGAAACAGCCGCUUCAGCACUCAUCUCCCAGGAAGCACUUCCUGGUGACACAACAGCCCAGACAGCAGUUCCCCCGGAAACAGCUCCUCUGCCUGAAGCCGGGACCCUCAAAACAGCUCGGGCCCCUGAACCAGCAGAACAGACCCCUGAGCCGCCCUGCUCCAGCCCGAACACGCAGCGUCCCGAUGCGGACAGACGGCUCUCAGAGACCCAGAGCCGUGAAUCUCUGGACGAAGAGGUCGCAGCAUCCACUGACAUCUACUUUCCUCCAGAGGAGAGGAGCUGGAUGUACUCACCCCUGCAUUAUGGCUCAGAGCCUCAGCCUGUGUCCGAUGGCGAAAGCGACACAUAAUCUGGACGCUCAGACGAGAGCUCUUGCUGUGACGUGAGGUGAUCUCUACUGCCGGACUGCUCAACAGCUCUUCAGGAUGGAUUCUGCUCUUCUGAGUAACAUCAAGUCAGGAAAAAGAAAAACGUGUUCCUUUUCUACCUGGGUGCCGCUUCCCAAUGGAUUCCCCUCAAGAACAACGUUAUCUCUCAGUAAAUCCAGUACGUGUGUUUGUGAACCCGACCAUCUCAACGUUAGUGACGUGCAUCGACUCCCUGAAAAACAUCUCGUCAUUUUGCAUUGCAAGUUGUGGAUGUCCCAUAAUGCACUGAGAUUACAGUACCUGUCUUCAGUCAUUCCAUGAACACAGUGUGUCCGUUCCUCAACGUGUCGGCUAUCCUGAAAUCCGUGCAUCCAGUGUGGAGCUUCGUCAUUAUGCAAUAUGAACUUUCCCCGUGAUCGCAUGUGAUUACAUGAUAUAUUUUUAUUUUGUGCACAUCGGAGAUGUUCAGAAUGGAAUAUAGUUAAAAUAUGCGAAACAAAUGUAAAUGUUUGAGACUGAACCCAUUACUGCAGAUGUUUGAAAUCAUAUAAUCUGAGACUCGAACCUGCUGUGAAGCCACCAGACUCUCAACAUAUCAAACGUCAUCAGCCACACGAAAUCAGGUGCGAGUCUUUUUCUAUCAAUUUCUCAGUCAGACGUGCUCCUUUUUGUAUAUUUCUUUCUCUGUAUUUUUUCAUAAGAGUUUUACUAUAGAUCAUCGUUGGUCUGUUUUAGAUGGUCAUCAUUAAAACAUGGUGAAUUCACUCUAUCCUGGUCAACGGCUGCAGAAAAUCAAUCAUUUAAUCAAUAUUUUUGUCAAGUAAAAUGCCUAAACAUCCUUAAAUCAAGACACAUUUGCUUGAGAAUUAUAUUAAGACUUUUUAGAGAACAUGUAUUUUUUUUACUUACACUACUGGCAAAUUAUUCUUAUUUUAAGCUAUUAUUAUUAUUAUUAUUAUUAUUAUUAUUAAAAAAAUUAUUUUAUUUAAAAAAAUCCAUAUUCUGUUCAAGGAAUAGGAAUCUUUUAUCCUCAAUUUUAUGGAUGUCUAUUAAUUAUUUCUUAUUUUAAGCCAUUAUUAUUAAUAAUAUUAUUAUUGCCAGUUAAGUAUUAAAAUACUUGAUUCAAGAUCUUAUUUUAAGGAUGCUUAGGUAAUAUUAAUGCUUUUACGUAAUUCUGUUUUCAAAAAUUUCUAACAUAGUUUUUCUUUUUAAGAUAAUGUUUUAUUUAUUGUCAUCUUUUAUCUAUGUAAUAUUAUGGAUGUCUAUGAAAACUUUAUAGUUUUUUAUAUUUUUUUAAUGUCUUUUUGUUGUUUUUAAGGCUAAUUUUGGAUGUGCUGGAUCUCAUAAUCAUGAUUAUCUGGUUCAGGACAGACAUUUAUAUAUAAAUAUGUAUAUAAUAAAUCUCUUUUCCGGUUCAGUCGAAGUUUAAAGUAACUUCAAAUGAAAAUUAAAAUUGGAUAUAACUUUACAGACAGACGAGGUUAAGUGAUUUUAUUCCGACACACAUCAGCACAUGUAAUGUUUUCAAGUCUUGUGGCAACACUUUCAAAACUGUAUUUUAAUGUUCAUGUUUGUGCAGCGCUCCAUAGACCUCCAUUAUAAGUGCAUUAAUGUAAAUGUGUGUUUUUGUUGCGAUGUGUGCUGAAAUUAUUUUCUCUGGCGGUCAGCAGCAUAGUGCAUCAUUUUUAUUGAACCUAAAACAAUUCUUUAACAUUCAGUUUGGAUUUUGCAGAAUAAAAUUGCCUUAUUUGGAAAGCGAAACAUCAAUUUGAUCAAAUCCGUCAUCAAAAUCAGUCUUUGUAGUAUAAUGUACAAUAUGUUUUAAACCGUAAUCACACGUAUUGUAUGUCUGAAGUAAUAAGAGUUUUAUUUUUCAGGCUGCAUGUGUGGAUUUUGUGGUCCUGAAGGUCUGUGAGAGUUUGUCGCUCUUCAGACGUCUGCUGUAAAGCUCUAGUGUUUGAGUAUACGAUGUACAAUCUACCCUCAAUAACGUGUGUGAGUGUGAGGCUGUUUGUGUAUGACUGUAGAUAUUUUUGGUUAUUUGUUUCAGGAAAGUCUUGCUGUACUUUAGCGUCAUUUCCAUGAGACUCAGUGCAUGUGUCGACACGAGAGACAUUGCUGAAUAUCUGUAACCGUCCGUGUCCAUCUCUAACACAAAUCAUUGAUGGCCUGUGUGUUUGUACAGAUCAUUAGCUGGUAAUGAUGUAAAGACAAAAGCUACAAAUAAAGUCUAUAUGGAAAAUA
Messenger RNA from Megalobrama amblycephala (Wuchang bream), 4653 nucleotides. RefSeq names its product phosphatidylinositol-4-phosphate 5-kinase, type I, gamma b (gene pip5k1cb). Gene Ontology annotation, biological process: phosphatidylinositol metabolic process. The transcript is spliced from 18 exons. NCBI's taxonomy places the organism in Eukaryota, Metazoa, Chordata, Actinopteri, Cypriniformes, Xenocyprididae. Gene Ontology annotation, molecular function: phosphatidylinositol kinase activity. The record is from RefSeq and is a predicted model, not a curated record. Bases 189 to 2390 code for a protein of 733 amino acids.